Molecule: messenger RNA, 1799 nt
Organism: Nannospalax galili (Upper Galilee mountains blind mole rat)
Lineage: Eukaryota; Metazoa; Chordata; Mammalia; Rodentia; Spalacidae
Gene: Blnk
Product: B cell linker
Exons: 17
Coding region: 182-1555 (457 amino acids)
Biological process (GO): intracellular signal transduction; cell surface receptor protein tyrosine kinase signaling pathway
Cellular component (GO): cytoplasm
Source: RefSeq, a predicted model, not a curated record
GCUCCAGCAAGUUUUACUUCCCUAGCACAGGGGUGUUUGCCAGCAGCCUGCGGUUGCUUUCUGAAGUCAGAUCCAGUGGCUGGAGCCCUUGAGCCCAGAGCCUUACCAUGCUGUUCCCUAAGAAGGCCAGGAACUACUGACGCUCCCUGUGGACAGCGACCCACAUCUGUUAUGAAGAAAAAUGGACAAGCUUAAUAAGAUAACUGUUCCUGCCAGCCAGAAGCUGCGGCAGCUUCAAAAGAUGGUCCAUGAUAUCAAGAACAAUGAAGGUGGGAUAAUGAACAAAAUCAAAAAGCUGAAAGUCAAAGCACCUCCAAGUGUUCCUCGAAGGGACUACGCUUUAGAGAGCCCUGCUGAAGAAGAGGAGCAGUGGUCAGAUGACUUUGACAGCGACUACGAAAACCCAGAUGAGCAUUCGGACUCCGAGAUGUAUGUGAUGCCUGCCGAGGAGAACGGUGACGACAGCUACGAGCCGCCUCCAGCCGAGCAGCACACUAGGACGGUCCACCCAGCCCUGCCCUUUGCCAGGGGCGAGUAUGUAGAUAAUCGAUCGAGCCAGCGGCACUCUCCACCCUUCAGCAAGACACUUCCCAGUAAGCCCAGCUGGCCUUCAGCUAAAGCAAGGCUGGUCUCCACUCUGCCAGCCCCCACCUCUCUGCAGAAGCCUCAAGUCCCCCCCAAACCCAAAGACCUCCUUGAGGAUGAGGCUGAUUAUGUGGUCCCUGUGGAGGAUAAUGAUGAAAACUAUAUCCAUCCCACAGAAAGCAGCCCACUUCCAGCAGAGAAAGCUCCCAUGGUGAACAGAUCAACCAAACCAAAUAGUUCCUCAAGGCUAGUGUCACCUUCAGGGAGAACUGCAGGUCGAAACAGCGGUGUCUGGGACUCCAAAUCAUCUUUGCCUGCUGCGCCAUCCCCACUGCCAAGGGUCGGGAAAAAACCAGCUACACCACUGAAAGCACCUCCAGUUGCCUCUCCACAGAAUGCAUCAAAUGUUUGUGAAGAAAAGCCUAUUCCUGCUGAACGCCACCGUGGAUCUAGUCACAGACAAGACACUGUGCAGUCACCUGUGUUUCCUCCUGCCCAGAAACCUGUUCAUCAAAAACCUGUUCCUCUGCCAAGAUUUUCAGAAGGGGGAAGCCCAACUGUGGAUCCACCGUUGCCUAGCUUUUCAUCUAAUUCCACUUUUUCAGACCAGGAAGCUGACCUCCUCUGUAAGCCCUGGUAUGCUGGUGCCUGUGACCGCAAGUCUGCUGAAGAGGCCUUGCACAGAUCCAGCAAGGAUGGAUCAUUUCUUAUUCGGAAAAGCUCUGGCCACGAUUCCAAACAGCCAUAUACACUAGUUGUAUUCUUUAAUAAGCGAGUAUAUAAUAUUCCUGUGCGAUUUAUUGAAGCAACAAAACAAUAUGCUUUGGGAAGGAAGAAAAAUGGCGAGGAGUACUUUGGAAGUGUUGUUGAAAUCAUCAAGAAUCAUCAACAUAGUCCCCUCGUUCUUAUCGACAGUCAGAAUAACACAAAAGAUUCCACAAGACUGAAAUAUGCAGUUAAAGUUUCAUAAAGAAAAUGACAUCAAUACCAUUGUUCUGGACAUUUCCCCCAAGUUUCUUCUUUUGAGAAAACUUCAUAUUCUGGAUUACAAAUCAUCAGUAAGAAAACAGAAGAUGAAGGAAGCUACUGAGGUAGCGGUCCACUCCUUUGUAAGAUGCUCACGUGAACCUGCUCCACUGACCUGAUGAAGUCAUAUCUGGGGAGGUUAUCUUGCUACUAAUAUUCUCCAAAUAAAUUUAUUUAAAAGAAAUGGA